CGCUUCCUGGCUCCCUGAGUGGCUGAAGGCCGCUGUCAAUCUGUGUUCAGCCUGGGCGCAGGCGGAGGGAUGCAACCGAGCGAGGAACGUAGGCCCCCUGAGCACUGGGUCAAAUAAAUAAACAAACAAACACUCUUGAUUCCAACAAGUCAUUGAAAAGAAUUUUGGAUUCUAAAAUGUGAAAGCUGUUUCUGCUACAAUCCGGAAUGGAUCGAAACAAAAGGAACUCGAUAGCUGGUUUACCAUCAAGGAAUGAGCGACCAGAGGAUUUUGAUGGCAAUAGAGAAGGCGGCAUAACUCAAUCAGGGACAGUGUUUCCUUCGACCUAUAGAGCCCUGAGUAGUGCUGUGUCCAGACUUACUAGACUCGAUGAUUUCACCUGUGAAAAAAUAGGAUCUGGAUUUUUCUCUGAAGUUUAUAAGGUGCGGCACAGAACAUCAGGCCAAAUAAUGGCACUUAAGAUGAACAAACAGAUUAGCAACAGAGCAAAUAUGUUGCGGGAAGUACAAUUAAUGAAUCGUCUUUCUCAUCCCAACAUUCUCAGAUUCAUGGGAGUUUGUGUUCAUGAAGGCCAACUGCAUGCUUUAACUGAGUAUAUGAAUAGAGGUAACCUCGAACAGUUGUUGGACAGCAGUGAUCAUCUUUCAUGGCACGUCCGAGUCAAAAUAGCAUAUGACCUUGCCUGUGGACUCAGCUACCUGCACUCAAAGGGUGUCUUUCAUCGGGACUUGACUUCUAAGAACUGUUUAAUUAAAAUGGAAGAGAAUGGGUACACAGGAGUUUUGGGUGACUUUGGACUGGCAGAGAAAAUCCCUGAUAACACAAAUGUAGAAAAGUUGUCAGUGGUUGGAUCACCCUUUUGGAUGGCUCCAGAGGUACUUCAUAGUGAACGUUAUAAUGAAAAGGCGGACGUGUUUUCGUAUGGCAUUAUUCUAUGUGAAAUUAUUGCCAGAGUACAAGCUGAUCCUGACUGUCUCCCUCGGACAGUGAACUUUGGAUUAGACUAUGAUGCAUUUCAGAACAUGGUUGGGGACUGUCCACCUAGCUUUCUUCAGCUUGCCUUCAACUGUUGCAAUAUGGAUCCAAAGCUUCGUCCGUCCUUUCCAGAAAUAGUAAAAAUGAUAGAAGAGAUAAUGCCACAAUUAGAAGAGGAAGACCAAGAGAAAUGUGCUGACAGUGAAGAAGGUAGAGAAACCAAGCCAAUUAAUCUUCAGAAAAGUGCAGGAGAGAAAGGACUGGCAAUAAAAAGGUGCAGCCCACUUCGACUUCCAGGUGAUAAGGUUCCUCCCAAGUCUCCUCGACCUCGUCGAAAUAUAUGGCUUUCUCGCAGUCAGUCAGACUUCUUCACCCGGAAAGGGAGUCGGAAGAUUAAUGUCCAAGAUCCAUACUAUACCCCAUGCAAAGGAACGUCACGCAAGGUUAACCCCUUCAAUGCCAGGCAGGAUCUGAAAGGUGGAAAGAUCAAAUUUGUGGACACACCAAGUAAAUCAGUAAUAUCACUUGCAUUUGACCUGCCGUCACCUGAUGCUGUAAGCUACCCAGUCACUUCAGUAUCCCAGGUGAAACAGUGCUGCUUUGGAGAUUUUCAGGAAUCUUUACCCUCUGAGAGACAAUAUAGGUCCCUUCCAGCUUCUCCUGAUCUUUCAACAAAAGAAUGUCACAGUUUUGGGCCCUUUUCACUAAAGCUUGGGAAGUGUGACCCUAUGCAGCUAGAAACAGAUGCACGGCAAAAAGUGUCAAGCAAUUCCAUAUACUCUGAGUUGGAAAUUCCACCAUUUAAGUUCAAACCGCAGGCACAGGAAUUUGAAUCAUUAGAACAGUUUGCAAUGGACUGUUCAGCAAGUGAGUGCCCACAGGAUGAAAAUGAAACAUGUGCAAAGAACAGGAAACUAUUAAAGCUAAAAGCUAAUGAAAGCAUGAUUGUCCUUGGGCAAGAAAGUUUGAAUUGUAAUAACGUGACUGGAAGUGUUGGACCAAAUUUAGGUGGUGCAUCAUUCAGCCAUUGGGAUAGCUUAGUUUCUGGUGAAGAAAUGGAGGAACAGGAAAUGCAGAGGGACCUGUCUAAAUUAGCGAUACCAGAACCUAAGUCACCUUUCCAUGUGAAUUCAGCUCUGAAACACGAUGAAGUUGAUCUGAGUGAUUCUGUUUUUCCUUUUGAAGCUUCUGACAUGGAAGGGCAUCCAUCUGUAGUACUGACUCCGUGCAUGACUUCAAAUCCAUGUCACCUUCAGUCAAAAUGUGACAUUUGAUAAGCAUGCAUGUAUUCACAUUGUACAGAGGCUUCAUAUAACAGCUAUUUCUGCCUAAUUAAAAAUAGUUCCUUUUUAUUUUGUCAGAAAAGUUAUAUAUGAAAGACUAAAAUUCCAAAGCUAUUUUGGCAGAUGGAUGCUGGUACCGUAGACAUCAGUCUGUUCUGAUAAAUUACUUGGCUUAAUAUGUGAUAAUAAGCCAGUAUUAUAAGUUGUCUCAUUCAAGUGGACUUUGGAUCCCCUCUAAGUUAAGUUGAACCUUUACGAUAGUAGUUUUAUGUCUAAGACUAUCCACUCCUCACCCCUUUUAAUGUCAGUAUCAGCACAUAAGCAGUAUAUCCAUUUGCAACUUUCAGUAUUUGUAGGAUCACUAAUGAUUUGGACAAAUCUGUUAGCCAUUGUUUUCUCCAUUUCAAUACAAAUAAGAUUCUUUUAAAACAUUUUUGUCGAUUUUGAUGCAGUUUGUUGUAUCACCGAUAGCUAUCAUUUUACUGAAAACCUAUUGGGAAAGUCAAUUAUAAAAUUUCAGUUUUAUUUUCAUUUCUCUUGACAAAAUCAUGUCUGUGCUGCAGGAAGAUUAGUUGAGUGAAUGUGAGUAUAUUUACUUCAUGUUUGCACCCAAAUCUGCUUGAGAUAAAAUUAUGUUAGGAACAGAGUUUCAUUAUAAGAAUAGCCUGCAUGUUUAGGGUACCGGUAUGUAAUGAACUGUGUCAAGUGUCAGUAUGGUUUUUCCUUGGUCUGCAAAAAAUGUAUUUUUUCUAAAUUUGUUUAAAUUUUCUAAAUUUAGAUCUAUUUCUGAAUUCACUCACAUUAGAGACAAGUCGCCAAGGUUUUUUAUACAAGAGAAGCACUUCAUCACUUUCUUUCCUAUAGCUUGAAAAAUGUUACUACUGUAUAUUUUGUAUUUCAACUUGGACUACUGUAACUGGAGUCAGCAGCAUGGUGCCAAAUGCAGUUCCAUUGUAAUGUGACGAUUUUGUUUGAAUUGAAUAUUUUCUUCCUCUUGUCUCCCCAAAAUGCAUUGGAUUCUACAGAUCAGUAAAUGUUUUCCACAACUUCUGCUGCUAUGUAACUGUCAGCUAGGCUGUGUCAGACAUUUAUUUGACUUCUCUGUUACUGUUCUUUGUAUCCCUGUGUGCUGAAGUAUCCUACACAUAUGUUUAGUGCUGCACUUCAUUGAACCUAGACUGCCCUCUUUUUUAAUAUAUUCAGUUAAUUAGAUUUUAACCAGGAAUGUGAAUUAGAAAGUAAUGGUUCUUUUUACACUCCAUUUAAAGUAGGGCUAUCGAUCUGGAUUUUACCUGGAUUAACAAUAAGUCAUUGUCAAGGUAAAUUGGUGCAUUUGACUUUCAUUUGAGCUAAUGAGAGAUUUACUUCAGAUUAUCUGUGUUAACUUGAGUCAUUUUUUAAAACAUAUCCAGGUUUUCCCAUGGUAAUGUAUCAAAUUGCAUUGCAGAUAUUUUCUGACCUCAAUCAGUUUUGAUAUAUAAUAAGCAAAUUAAUUGAUGGAGAAUGAGUUGCUGUUAAGGCCCAUGAACUUAAAUUUGUUGAGCAUUUCUAAAUCUUUCUUACUUUUUUUUUGAAAACAUUUUCACAUCUUGUGACUGCCAGUGAUCAUUUAACAUCCAGUUUGAUUUUCCAAGUACAGUAUGAUAAUGGUGAAGCAGCAGUUCAUUGUUUGACUCUGCUUUUUUUAAAAAAAAACACUUGGUCAAGCUCAAAAAUGCAUUUGACAUAUUACUUUGGCCUGUUAUAUGUGCUAUUUACAUUUCUUGAGUUUUUUUUGUAUUAGACAAUUCCACAGGUUUUGUUUUAGUUCAUUCAAUUCAUAAAAUUUCUACUAGAACAGCUCGAGGGUGUGAAUAGAGAGUUUUGGACAGUUUCGUUUUUACUGUCUCAAACAUUUGUAAUAUCAAAAACUUACGAGAAAUAAUUUAAGAUUGCAUAAGUUGAUUUGCUAGGGUAAACAAAGGUCUCCGAAUAGUGAUGCUUGUAAACAUGAUUAAUGUGUUCUAAUAUUAGAGUAAAAAGGGGUCCUUUGUAGCUCUGCUGAGCUCAUCAUUUUAGCAAAGAUGGUAAUUGAAGUCGUAUUCUUGAUCCACCUUGAUUACUAACUUGUCUAUUUCACAAAUUACAACUUUUGCUGGGGAAAAGAACGAUUGUGUUGCAUUUCAGCAUAAUGUACCACCUGGCUUGAUGCGUUUUAUUUUGGAGUGGCUAACCAUUCAUCUUGGCACCAUCUUUCCCUAGUCUUUAUAUUGGCCGUGAUUUGUGCUAUGAAAACAGCAUUAGCCAAUUUAAGUGCAAAUCCAUUUAAUUUUUAGGGUUAUCAAUGUAUUGAGACCCCAAGAAGAGACUUAAUUGUGAUCAAAAACUGAUGCCUUUGGUGUAAAUUACAAUUAUUGUACAGUUUUGAAUUUAUUUCCCAAGUAGAAUGUACAACUGAAAUGUACUAUUCAAGGAGACUUACUAGCGUGUUGAUUUGGAUAAAGUUAUCAAUAGAAUCAAAGUUAACAAUGUGCAGCAAGACAAAAAGUUGAAUAAUAAGAAUACAGUCUUUUGAGAAGCAAACAAGGAGACAUAGUAGGGGUGUAUUUGCUGCUGUGAUAUUUUUGUUGAUAUUUGAAUCUGGUUAAUCCGAACAUUUUGGGUGAAAUAAACCUGAUGCCACUUGUAAAAUUAUAUAGGGCUUUAAGUUCUGUUUGGGCUCUUGAAAGGGUUUUGGUUCCAUGUAAGAAAUGGCUCAAUAAACAGCAAGGACAUUGUCUUCUCAUCCAUCGACCUUUAUUUGCAAACCUUUACCUGGAGCAUGGAGGUGUUGUAGUUGAGCCUCAGCUGUUGUAUAUUUGAUGCCUAAAAAACGUUUUAAAAAUUCCUGCCCUAAACCUGGCUGAAUAACAAUGAGGGAAAUAUAAAUAGUAAGAGGUUUAGUAUCUUUCAUGAUGUGUACAACAUUUGGGUACAUGGCAUUAAUAUUUGUAUGCUUUACAUCAACUUUUGUGUGGAAAUGUGUCCAAAACAUUCUCUACAUCUUUGGAGAGCACUAAGUAUGUAAAUUCGGGCACUCAUUGGCAUGUAACAGUUAUGUGCUAUUUUGUUCACGACAGGCAGAAGUUUAGCACCUUUUUUAAAAAAACAUGUUGCUGCAAUGGUCCAAGAUGGCAAAUUAAUCAUUUAUUGGCUCUCCUUAACCAUCACUGCUUGCCCUCAUCUCAAACAUUAGAUCCUGACUGACAGUGGGCUUUGUGCUAGUUUGGCUUGCAGUGUAUAUUUUAAAGAAAUCAAAACACACAGUUGAGGUGUAAUGUAUAAUAUAAGGGGAUUCUAGCGUUUACCUUGUUUAUGAUUACAAUGUCACAACUUAAUUCAAAGUAAGAUUUUUGCAAUAAAUAAUGCGUCAGAAUUUUUGCAUUCCAUUGUGGGGAAACAGGUAUUUUAGUACUAAACCAGUCGGAAAUCGAAUGGAAUCUCAUUUUGAAAUGCCUCCUAGUUUUCAUUUUGAUGUAUGAUGUCAUUGAGUACAAUAAGCAAAGCUGGGCACCCAAAGUCCUCCAGCCUUACAAACUGUUACAAAGAAAUGCAUUUGCUACAAAGUUGCAUUGCACGGUUGUUAGUGUGUAGCUGAGUUCAAGGUCAUUUGGUUUUAUGACUAUUUGGGUGAACUCCAACAAAUAAUAGCGAUUGAUGUAAAAAGGCCCACUUUCUUAAAAUGACUUUGUAUUUCUAAUACAGAAUGUAAUGUAUAAUAUUGUGUAGAUUAGAAUGACAGGAAUCUGAUGGUUUGGCUUCACUUUGUGAUUGCACAAAAGAUAUUGUACAGAAAGGCAUGUAGCUUUUGUAAAUUAUUUUGAAUUUCUGUAUAUUUGAUUUCUUUUCCACUACUGAGACAGGAAGCUUUUUGCCCUCGCGUUUCAUUACAAGAAUUUCAGAUGGCUUAUACUGCAAUUUUUCAUGGGAUUGGGAGUGGGUAUCUUAUCCAAUAUAAGAUAGAAGUCCAUUCAAAUGUAGUGGUUGCUUAUAUGGCAUAUACUUCAGACAUAUUUUUCAUUGAUAGAUUCAACUCGAUUAUUUCUGAUUUGAAGGAAUUACAACCAAUUGAUAAACACCAUGUUUCAAAUGUACUUUCUCCUUGUAAUAUAGAAGUUGUUGCAAAGUUGAAGAUAUAGCUUAAAUGUUCUCAAAGUAUCACUCCAAUUGAUUGCAAGUAUCGUAAUAUCAGCAUUGGCUCAUAUUCUGCCUGAGACUGAAGGUUGUAGAUUCAAGUCUCAUUUAACUUUUAAACACAUUCUGCACAUUGACACUUCAGUGCAGUACUGAGAAUGUUGUGGUGCUGGGGGUGGUGUUUUUCCGUGGAGAUAUUAACAGAUCUUGUACUGGAUGGUUUGCAUCUACCCUACAAUAACAAGUGUUGUUUUCCCUGCUGUGCUGACCAAUAUAUUUUUUCCCCUGUACUAAUCAUUUUGGGGCAAGGAAAAGGCAGAUUGCCUAACUGUCCUGUUGCUGUAAUUGAUUGUCCAAAUUAGCUACUGGAUUCCCUACUUUACAGCAGUAACUACAGUUCAAAAGUAUUUAUUCCAUUGGCUGUAAAGCACUUGGAAUGUCUGGAGGCCAUUGGAAUGGCAGUUGCUUCUGAUCAAAGUGCAGUGUUGAAAUGACUUUUAUGCUUCACUUCAGAAUUUCAUUUUACGUAAUGUUUGAUACGUGUAGAUUGUAGCUUUUGAAUUGAAGCACAGGCUUUUUUUUUUGUUAGAUACUUCUCCAUCUCUUAUGGCUUUUCCUUAUGUCUGAGUAUGUUGCUCAAUAUCUGGAUGUUAGAAGUAUUUCACACAUACACUUAAUUUUUUUUCACCCUACAUCUGAUAAUGCAGGAAUUUAGUUUGGGAAAACCACUGUUGGCAUGUUUGACUACCAAAUAUGCUGUGCAACUGAAGCACUAGUCUGCAUGUUUAAAUAGACCUUCUGCAGGGAGUGUGCAGAAGGAUAAGGAGGAUACACAUCCACAGCCUGCUUUGUAACACUGGGUCAUGUAAUCAUUUGUAGUUGUCUGCAGUUUUGAAGAACUUGCUACACUAUGCUGCACGUAAGUUUUAUAUAUAUAAAAAUAUACUGACCUUAAAUAAAUAUCUGACUUUCACAAGCUUGGGAAAAGCAAUGUGAUCUGCUGGGAAGUUCUAGCUAAGCCUUGAGAAGCAGAAGGUCGGCAACAGCUUUGUUCAACUCUAAUCUAUUUGUAGCCUACCAAGAAUCUACAGAAGUGAUGAAUUUGGAUCAAUUUAAUUUUUCCAGAAUCGUUUAUUAUGUGUAUGAAUGGGAAUUGCUUUGUGAUUCAGCUGCUAUCAGGUGCAACACGAACAGCCGUUUAUAAUUUUCAUACAGGAGGAUUCCUUUGUGUAGAUUAGCCUUAAAUUUUGAGCUAUAUAUUUAAAUGGUGACGAGUUCACAAAUAGAUUUUCUACACCUGGUGAAAUUUUUCCCUAAAUCUAUUAUUGUGCAUCAUGCAUUAUUCAUUAACCUAUUUCAGCAAAAUGUAAGUGCAUAAUUUUGGUAACAAAUUUCAAUGUAUUGAUUGCUAGGCUUUAAACUUUUUUUAGUAAGCUUGUGAAAAACCCAAACAUUUUUUUCCCUCAAAGAUAUUAUUUCCAUUCCAAAAGAGUUUACGUUGGUUUUAAAGAUUUAUCAAAGGAUUACUGAAGCAUUUUAUUGUGAUUCAUUUCCUGAAUUAAUUUCAGAAUUAAAACUAAAUUGUUGUUUUGUCCAUUUUAACAUCUGUCUAGAUGAAAGAACUCAAGAAUUGUUAAACUCAUUGUUUUAAAUUUACUAGUUUGAUUUGUUCCCAUCUAUUUUACCUUCCCUGAAAUGAGAACAUUAAAUUAUUUUACAAAACAUGUCAAAGAAUAUUACAUAGCAACAGAUGUAUAGCCCCAGAUUGUGGUGCAUACCUUAUUAGUUCAAAUUCAGACACACGAAUUUUUCAGUUGACCAGAAUGCAGGAAAGCUAAAGAGCUUCCCAUUUUAAUUAUUAGUCCUGGUUUAUAGUGCCACAAUGUCUCUGGUAUUUUUUUUUAAGUUUUCCCAUACACACAACUUGCAGCAACAAAUACUCUUAACUGCUUUUGCUGAUCAUGAUUUGAACAGAUAGUGUUAAUUACUACGUGACAUGUGCAGUUUCUAUCGUGGAACCUGCUAUAGCCAACUUAAUGCAUCUUCUUAAUAAUUACAUUGGAAAAAUUGGGAUUAUUGUAUUUUUAUUUUGCUUGCGACUCCUCUUCCACCAGCAACAAAUUAACAUUUUUGUAAUAUUGUCAAAAGUGAGUCCACACUGAAGCCGCCUGCUUGCAUGAAAAAACCUUUUUUCCAAUGCUUUCAGUUCUGCAGCUUAGGAAGCUAUUGAGUGUUCAGGUUUUGGAAAACUUUUAGUCAGUCACAGUAGUUCAAAAUGGUAAUUUUUAGUUCAGGCAUUUUUGCCUCCUUGAAAUUUAGAAGAAUUCUUUAUUUUUGUAAUGAUUAUGGAAAAAUCCCUGUGCAUUUUAAUACUGUGACUGGUAAAUACUUUUUACAGUUAGUUCCAUCAGGUUUGACUAUAUGAACUAUGAAUAGAUACCUAGAAUUGCAGUCUGCCAGUUACUCACUACAUCAAGAACUGCAAUCAAUGCUAUAAGCAAACAUAAUUUGAUCCAAACACAGUUGCUGGAAAAGCUCAGCAGGUCUGGCAACAUCUGUGAAAGAGAAAACAGUUAACGUUUUGGGUCCAGUGACCCUUCCUACCUGAUGAGCUUUUCAGCAACUUUGGUUUUGUUCAUAGUUUGAUACAUAUGUUCUUGUGCCCAAGUAUUCAGAUAUCCAACAAGAAAUCUAUUGCCUUUUUGAUUUUCACUUGCAAUAUCCCCAAAUAAUUAGAGUAUCCUCAAAAUAUGUAUGAUACAAGUGAUUUAUACCCAGACCCUGAAGUGUUCUUUAAUAUUAGCCACUUUGAUUUGAGAUUUGAUGUUAUUUGAAAUUUUUGCAGCAAAUUCUAUUCUAUUUUCCUGUAAUCAGUUUGAAAUUAUUGAAUGUUGACAAAUGAAUCAGAGGGCAGUUAGCAGUUUCUCCUGCAACUAGUUUGGUUCCUUUUUUAAUAGGAAAGGAACAGUGUUUCAAGAGUUUAACCCUAAGUUACUGACCAAGGUGGGCAUAAAUCUGCAGUCAUGUGCUGUUGAGAAAGGUUGAUAGCAUUUGGUUAUAACAACAGUAAAGAAAAUAAUUGCAAAGUUUCUGUAGUACCACAUUGCCUUUGCAAAAUGUUAAAUGUAACCUAAAAAGGGCAUUGGUAAUGGCAGAAUGUGGCACAUUCUGUCUGGAUAUACUUAGUUCUUUUUUCUGAAUGCAAGUGAUUCAAGAACGGAUCCUAAGGUGUAGGGGAGCAUCAAUAUAAUUUUGAAUUGUGGUUUGCAGUACUUUCCUAACUCAUUAUAGACUUGAACAAUUAAACUAUAAUGUUCCUUUUGCCAGUUUGCAGUUGCAACACUUGUAUAACCAAAUCAUUUGCACUUGUAAUAAGAAGCCCUUAAUAUUCUUGUCACUACAUUUCUAUGCAAAAAUAUUUUCCUCUUUUUGCAACAGGAAGAAAAAUGUUGAUUGUGAAUCUAUUUUCUUAUUUAUGAAGGGGAUUUUGCUAAAUGUCUUAAUAUUCAGGUCUGUAAUU
This is a messenger RNA of Stegostoma tigrinum, 9930 nucleotides long. It is a transcript of the gene tesk2, whose product is annotated as testis associated actin remodelling kinase 2. The transcript is spliced from 11 exons. Gene Ontology annotation, cellular component: nucleus; cytoplasm. Gene Ontology annotation, biological process: protein phosphorylation; actin cytoskeleton organization. The record is from RefSeq and is a predicted model, not a curated record. Gene Ontology annotation, molecular function: ATP binding; protein serine/threonine kinase activity. NCBI's taxonomy places the organism in Eukaryota, Metazoa, Chordata, Chondrichthyes, Orectolobiformes, Stegostomatidae. The coding region runs from base 207 to 2249 and encodes 680 amino acids.